GAUGCCUUUUCAGAGUCUCAGCUGCCAUCUGAUAUAGGUUCUAAAGUGAAGCCCGAGCCUGGAACAGAACACUAUGAUGAAAAUCCACACUCAUCCGUCUCUGAGCAAUUCCAAUAUUCUGAUACGCAGAAUCAGUUAACAAAAAAUUCUAUGGAAGACCAUUGUAGAAGUUCUCAGUUCCUUUCACACCCGUCUUAUUCGCAUGAUAUCUGUUCAUCUAUAGCUCAAACUUCUGAGCACAUGCAACAAUUUUCGCAUUCGCAUCAAUUUUCUCCUAAUUCUCAAAGUGGUUUUAGUGGUUUUUCUGGUAGUGUUCAAUUAGAUUCAACACUGCAUGAUUUGUCACAUCCCAAGACUCAUGAUGGGUCUCAUAUGGCUGGGAAACUUCUUCAGGAUCAAAUUGUGCCUGAGGAGUUUUGUCAGAGAAUACCGGGGCAGGAUGUAGCUGAGCGAAAUAAUCUAUCCUCAGAGGAAUCAAUCAUUGGUGAACCCGAUGAUUCCAAGACAGCAGAACCUCCAAAUGUCAGUGGUGCUGGGUGCAGAUCUGGUAACCUUAAUCGUGAACUACAGUUCAAGAAUCAACAGAAAUGGCUGUUGCUUUUGAGGCAUGCUCGUCGAUGUCCCGCUUCAGAAGGGAAAUGUGAUCCUAAUUGCGUAAAUGUUCAGAAACUGUUGAAGCAUAUGGAACAAUGCAGUGUAUUUCAAUGUCCAUAUACUCGCUGUCGUGCUACAAAAGUUCUGGUUAAUCAUCACAGGCAUUGUAGGGAUACAAGUUGCCCGGUUUGCAUUCCUGUAAAAAAUUAUGUGAGGUCAUAUCUAAAGGCAUAUGGUCGCCCUGAUCUGGUUUCUGGUCUGCCAAGUUCAGUUAAUGGAUCUUGUAAGUCCUAUAAUACCAGUGAAAUUAUGGGUAUGUCGACACGCAAUAGGAGUCCAGCUAUUGCCGAAACUCCAGAAGAUUUACAGCCUAAUUUUAAACGCCUAAAGAUGGAACAAGCCUCCCAACCUCUUGUGUCUGAGAGUGAGAGUUCUGCUAUACCAGUUCCGAGCAUAAAUGAACCUCAUUCCCUCGAGGAUGCGCAGCAUAUUGAACAUGUUAAUCCUCGUGUGACAAUGGAACCGGAAGUUCCCAAAGUAGAGAUGGAAAUUCCUGUAAGUAAACACGGAAGUCCUGAAAGUGUUGAGAUGAAAAAUGAAAAUAUGGAUGAUACCCACCUCCAGGAUACUGAAGACUCUAGUAUCAAAUCGGAGAAUUCUGUUGUAAUGAAGGAUCUGGAGGCCAUUAAGAUUGAGAAGGAAUUGGACCAGGGUAAACAAGAAAAUACGUCUCUACCUUCCGAAAACGCCUCCAAGUCUGGGAAGCCAAACAUAAAGGGAGUGUCACUGACAGAAUUGUUUACUCCUGAGCAAGUCCGGGAGCACAUUGUAGGUCUUAGACAGUGGGUUGGCCAGGUAAGUUGGUAGAAA
Messenger RNA from Olea europaea var. sylvestris, 1464 nucleotides. RefSeq names its product histone acetyltransferase HAC1-like. Gene Ontology annotation, molecular function: transcription coactivator activity; histone acetyltransferase activity; chromatin DNA binding. Lineage: Eukaryota; Viridiplantae; Streptophyta; Magnoliopsida; Lamiales; Oleaceae. The transcript has a single exon. Gene Ontology annotation, biological process: positive regulation of transcription by RNA polymerase II. The record is from RefSeq and is a predicted model, not a curated record. The coding region runs from base 151 to 1461 and encodes 436 amino acids. Gene Ontology annotation, cellular component: histone acetyltransferase complex; transcription regulator complex.